This is a messenger RNA of Arabis nemorensis, 1131 nucleotides long. Lineage: Eukaryota; Viridiplantae; Streptophyta; Magnoliopsida; Brassicales; Brassicaceae. The record is from the annotation of a GenBank genome assembly.
AUGCCGACCCAAGAAGAGAAGAUAUUCGCCAAGAAUUUCGACAUUAACAAGCUCCCCGACGUCCCUCCCGGACUUACUCCGCCUCCGAAACUCCGGCGAACUCGUGCCGUCUCAAAAAAUGAUGCUCCUGAUCAUACUCAGGGUAACAUUUACUCGGGUGCCUAUGUUGCGGGAGUAGACGACAGUACUGUGAAACUAGAAAACUUCUAUGAGAGUUUCAAAGUUAAUGUGAUUAGUUGCACAGAGACAGAUAUGGAGUUUGAUAUGAUAGGUAUCGAUGCAUCAUUGGCCAAUGCAUUCCGAAGGAUCCUUAUAGCUGAGCUUCCUUCAAUGGCUAUUGAAAAAGUACUUAUAGCAAACAACACAUCGGUUAUUAUAGACGAAGUUCUUGCUCACAGAAUGGGUCUUAUUCCAAUUGCCGUUGAUCCAAGGCUCUUUGAAUAUUUAUCCGAAAAUAAUCAGCCAAAUGAAAAGAACACCAUUGUUUUCAAGCUUCAUGUGAAAUGUCCAAAAGGUGUAUCACGUCUUAAUGUUUUAACAAACGAACUGAAAUGGUUACCACAUGGAAGUGAGUUUCUCAAAGAAUCAGGAGGUUCAACCUCAAAGCCAAAAACCUACACUUCAUUCAAUCAGAGCCAAGAUUCCUUCCCGGAAUUUGCUGAUAAUCCUAUCACUCCGACCCAUCCUGAUAUCUUGAUAGCAAAACUCAGCCCUGGUCAGGAAAUUGAGCUUGAAGCUCACGCAGUUAAGGGCAUUGGUAAAACGCAUGCAAAGUGGUCUCCAGUAGGGACGGCGUGGUACCGAAUGCUUCCUGAGGUGGUUCUACUAGAGGAAGUUGAGGAUGAGCUUGCUGAACGACUUGUAAAUGUCUGUCCACAGAAUGUUUUUGACAUCGAAGACAUGGGAAAAGGUAGGAAGAGAGCAACCGUAGCACAGCCGCGUAAAUGCACCCUGUGUAGGGAAUGCGAAAGAGAUGAUGAUUUGGCACACCGGGUGGAUCUUCGCAGUGUCAAGGACCAUUUUAUAUUUAAAAUUGAGUCCACUGGAUCACUGCCUCCGGACGUUCUCUUCACUGAAGCUGUGAAGAUUUUGGAAGCUAAAUGUGAAACUGUACUCGCUGAAUUCUCCUGA